Molecule: messenger RNA, 2130 nt
Organism: Aegilops tauschii subsp. strangulata
Lineage: Eukaryota; Viridiplantae; Streptophyta; Magnoliopsida; Poales; Poaceae
Source: RefSeq, a predicted model, not a curated record
AUGGAAAUUGAGAUGAAAAGGUUCAAAGCUCGCCAAGCUGAGAUGUGGGCUAAAAUUAGACAAGAGCGAGAAGCCUUGCAAAUUCAGAAAGAUAAAGGUAUUGAUUCAGAUACAAGUUGGAUACUGCCCAUAUAUUGGUCGGAUAAUGGCCGUGCAUCAGUCAGACAGUGGCCGGACAAUGGCCUGGCUCGGCCCGACGCCCAGCCCCGUGCCGCUGCCGUGGGCAGCGCUCCACCUUGCGCGGUCGUCGUCACGCUCCCCGCGCUGCUCAUACCGCCGCGCGCGCUCGCCGCUCCGGCUCCGCUGCACCUGCCUGCUGCUUUGCCCGCCUCCACACCAGCGCCGGCCCUGCUCUCCCGCCUUCCACGCUACUCUGCCAGGCUCCGGAGCCGCCGGCCGGGUCGCGCGUCCUGCGCCGGCUCCGCCUCGGGCUCGCGUCGUCGUCCUGGCGCCUGCGUCCUCUGCCCCCCGCGGCGUCCGGCCUUCCGCUGCUGCGCCGCCUCGCGACGCUCGGCCGACUCCUCCAGCCUCCACCUCGACUCGGUCGCGCCCGACUCGUCCGCCCCGACACGCCUGGCCUCCUCCCCGCCUCGCGCCGAGCCGGAUGCCGCUUCGGCCGCCUGCUCCACCUCGCGCCGCGCCGGCUACCGCCCCGGCGACUGCUCCGCCGGUCUCCCUCCUCACCCGGCUGGCGGCUCGGGCCGCCCCGCGCGUCGCGCCUCGCCCGCGCCCGGCCGCCUCGCGCGCUUGCCGAUCGUUGCGGUGCCCGCCGACUCCUCCACCGGGUCCCGCUCCGUGCUCCGGGUCCGGCUGCGUCACGCGCAUCCCCGGCCGGCUGUGCGUGUGCACAUGCUUCUGCCGGCUAUCCGUCGCGUCCGCGCACCCGGGCCGACUCCCGCGCCCGCCUGCUGCGCCUGGCCGCCCCUCGCCCGCACUCGCACCGGCUCUGCCUCGCCUAGCUGGCUGCGCCUCGCCGAGCCGCCUCCACCGCCCGCGGCCGGGUGGUCCGCAUCCGCCAACUCCGCCCAGCCAUGCCGUCUGCUCCGGCUCCUCGUCGCCGCACCGGAUCCUCCCCGCCUGCCUGCUCCGCCUUCCGCUACGGCCGCCUCGCUCGCCCCGCGUGCCGGCUGUGGCUCCGUCCCCCGCCGCCUGCGUCGCGCGCCUCCACCAUCGGCUCCCGCGUCGAGUGCACUGUCUGGAUUCCCCCGCGCCGCACACGCGCACCAGCGUCCCCCCAGCGUCCGCGUGCUGCUACGCGCCUCGUUCCAGCUUCGUCCGUGGCGUCCGACGACCCCAGCGCCGCCUCAUGCGCACCCCCUGUUGGUGCUGCUCCUCAUCGCGCCACUGCCGUCACCUCCUUCCUCUGCCCGGGGCAGCGCUGCUCUUCCCAACCGUAGCGCCUCCUGCACACGCGCGAGGGCGCCGCGCCUGGCUCCCUCGCGCCCGCGCCGGCGCCCGCCCGCCCGCCUCCAUGGCCGCGUGCUCGCGGGCCCCUGUCACCGUGGCCUCGAGCACCCUGCCGCGCCUCUCCACCGUGCGGCCGUCCCGACGCGCCUCCUCCCCAGGAUCUCCGCGCCGGCUCCGCCUUCUCGCCUAGCCGGCCCCGAGCCCGGUCUCCUCGCGUCCGCAGCUGCGCCCGACUCCGGCUUCCCGCCCCGAGCGCCAGGUCCUCCUCACGCUGCACGCCCGCCUCUGGCCUCGUCACGCGAGGCCACUCCACCGUGCCGCCUGCGCCUGGCCGGCUGCUCCGCCUCCAGGCAGCGGGUCGGCCGCCUCCCGUGCACUCACUGCUUCAGGCGCGCCAGCCGCCAUCCGCACCGCGCCAAGUCGCCCAAGUCCCGCUACCCGGCCGCCGACUCCCCCUCCGCGCCUGCACAGCCGGCUCCGGCCACCCGGACGGCCGGCUCCGCCCGCCACCCGGCUUCACCCACCACCCGGCCGGCCGGCUUCCGGCUCCCCGCUCGCUCUUGCCGACGGUUCAGCCAGUGUGAAGAAGAUAAAAGAAAAAAAGGGGCGGGCUGGCAUUCCGGCGUCAAGUUUAAUGGUGUAGAAACCGUACAAACGGAUUACAGCAAUUCUAUUGAGAACAGAAAUUUUGUUAUCUGCAUCAGUUGUGAGCAGUUGCUGUAG